This is a messenger RNA of Anopheles gambiae (African malaria mosquito), 936 nucleotides long. RefSeq names its product histidine-rich glycoprotein. The transcript is spliced from 2 exons. Bases 67 to 858 code for a protein of 263 amino acids. Lineage: Eukaryota; Metazoa; Arthropoda; Insecta; Diptera; Culicidae. The record is from RefSeq and is a predicted model, not a curated record. Gene Ontology annotation, cellular component: extracellular matrix.
AGUUAACCGCCAGCCACAGCUCGAUCAACAUCCAACCAAUCCACAAACCAAAGAAACCUUCCCAAAAUGAUGAAGAUCACGAUCGCCGCCCUCGCUCUGCUGGCUGUAGCCGUUGCAGCUUACGAACAUGAAGACUAUCAUUCGCAUCCCAGCUACAAGUUCGAGUAUGGCGUAAAGGAUCCUCACACCGGAGAUCACAAGAGCCAGUGGGAACAUCGGGAUGGAGAUGUCGUCAAGGGAGCAUACACUCUGGAUGAAGCCGACGGAACCAAGCGAGUGGUUGAGUACUCGUCCGAUAAGCACAACGGCUUCCAGGCUCACGUCAAGCGUGUGGGUCAUGCUGACCAUCCGGCCGUCUAUGGACACCAUGAGGCUGGACACUCGUACAGCCAUGGGCACGGGCAUGGACAUGGCAGCAGCUACGCUAACGGCAACCUGUACCAGCACCAUAUUGAAGUCAAUCACUCGAAAAUGAUGAAGAUCACGAUCGCCGCCCUCACCCUGCUGGCCGUAGCCGUUGCUGCUUACGAGCACGAGGACUACCAUUCGCAUCCCAGCUACAAGUUCGAGUAUGGAGUAAAGGAUCCUCACACCGGAGAUCACAAGAGCCAGUGGGAACAUCGGGAUGGAGAUGUCGUCAAGGGAGCAUAUACCCUUCACGAGGCCGACGGAACUGAGCGAGUAGUUGAAUACACUUCCGAUAAGCACAACGGCUUCCAGGCUCACGUCAAGCGAGUGGGCCAUGCUCACCAUCCGGAAGUGUAUGGACACCAUGAGGCUGGCCAUUCGUUCGGUGGACACGGUCAUGGACAUGCCAGCAGCUACGCCAACGGCAACCUGUACCAGCAUCAUCAUUAGGAUAUAGAUGUACUUGAUGCGAGAAAGUUCCUUAUUUUGUGAUUUAAAUAAAAGAAUGCAAAGAGAAGCUAAAAUGUA